UAACUGCUUGUUGUGGCAGAAGAUGGCCUGCAGGUGUAAUCCCUCUCUAAUCUGUUGGUUUACAGUCAAUCGAACAAAAAGACAUAAACAGGCUUGGAUGAAGGAGAACAACAGAUGCACACGGUUUAAAAGAUUCCCACAGGGAAGAAAACCAGGUGCCAUUUUUAAGCGUUUGAGACAGAACAACAGAUUCAGGUUGGGAUUAAACUGUUGGAUUAUCGGCAGCAGAUUAUCAGCAAUGAUUUUCCACAACCAUUCAACUGGAUGAAGAGCAAUUAUUACAACUUGUUUAUGCAUCGGUUUAGCUGUUUAUCAGAAGUGCAGAGUCAACCGUUUGUGUUGAAAUUCUCUCAGCCACAGGUGAUCACUAUGCUGACUGGCUUUAUAAAUGGAAUCCUUUGCUGUUUAUCGGGGAAGUCCGCAAACAUUGUGGUCCCUAUAAUAACGUCUGAUCCUGCAGACCAUUUCGAGUUUGUGGAGGUAAAACCUGGCAGAGUGAUGCGUAUUUGUCAUAUUAUGCCUCAGCGAGCUGUGAUCGAGGAACCUGACACAGGGGAGGUGGGCACUGUGAGCUGUCGGAGGAAAAUCACUGUGUAUCACAGCGGACAGUUAUUCAUUGAGAACAUAAGUGAAGCGAAUCCCCCUGAGCUCGUGCACUGCCAUAAUGAAGAGAGUGCGCUGGAGAUGGAUGUUGUGGACUGUAACAAAAAAGCCUCAGGACACCUUGUAGAGUCUGGCAAUAAUACAAUAGCACAUGAGCAGCCACGGCGCAGAUGGUCCAAUGGUAAGCCGAAGCGUACCGUGAUGAUCGACUGUGAGCGCAAGAUCACCCGGUGCAAAGAGACCCACCCUGAUGUGGCCUUGUUCUUCAUUCAUGGAGUAGGAGGCUCUAUGGAUAUUUGGGAGAGCCAGCUGGACUAUUUCUCUCAGCUCGGUUAUGAGGUGAUCGCACCAGAUCUAGCUGGACAUGGAGCCAGUUCCGUACCUCAAAUCACAGCCGCCUACACAUUUUACGCUCUUGCUGAUGAUGUAAGAAUCAUAUUCAUGAGAUAUGCAAAACGGAGGAAUAUUCUCAUCGGGCAUUCAUACGGUGUGUCUUUCUGCACUUUUCUGGCUCAUGAGUAUCCAGACCAAGUUCACAAAGUGGUGAUGAUUAAUGGUGGUGGCCCUACAGCCCUGGAACCCAGCCUCUGUUCAGUCUUCAAUCUGCCAACGUGUGUCCUCCACUGGUUGUCACCCUGCUUGUCGUGGAGCUUCCUCAUGGCUGGUUUUGCUCGUCAUGGCCCAAAGGAAAAGAAAAUUAUGAAAGAGAAAAAUGCCUUCAAUGUAUCACCGUUUGUGCUGCGGGCGAUGAUGAAUGGGCAGUACUGGCCAGAGGGUGAUGAGGUGUAUCAUGCUGAAAUCACUGUCCCAAUCCUCCUGGUACAUGGCAUGUAUGACAGGUUUGUGCCAAUACAAGAAGACCAGCGCAUGGCAGAGAUAUUACUGCUUGGCUUCCUGAAAGUCCUAGAAGAUGGAAGCCACAUGGUGAUGAUGGAGUGUCCUGAUGCAGUCAAUACAUUGUUGCAUGAAUUUUUCCUUUGGCAACCAGCCACUGCCUCCAAACCCAAACAGGAAACAGCACAUCAAGCAAACACUAGCAAAACCAGCACCUUCAAAGAUACAGCGAAGCUGGCAACUGUUCCCAUGACUACAACACUACAAGAAGACUCAAUAAGGCGAAAGACUACACAUUGUGCAUAAAGACUUUUUAGAUCAUAAAGACUUUUUAGAUCAGGGUUGUCCAUAGAGGGUGCUGAGUUUCUGUUUAAUCAGUUGGUUUUAAUGUUUAAUAUCUGGAGUCCCUAGUGUUUGGUUGGAAUGAAACAUUGACCCACAGCAGCCCAUUUGGUAUAAGAUUGCUCGACACCCCGAUUUAGACAGAUUUACUAGAUUAGUCAGUGCAGGAGAGAAAAAAUAAAAGAAUUAUAUAUAAAUAUUUCUACUUAAAUACAAAAAAAAAGGACUUUUAAGAAUCCCAAAUGCUUAUAAUAAAAAUAAAAAUAAACCUCUACAGUGCCUCCCUCUGGUGCUGUGCUGCCCAUGCAGAUACUAAAGUUAAAGUCCAAACCCAUAAUUAAAUGUGUGCAGGCUGCCCCGCUGAGGACAGACCCUCACUCUUCAGGGUGUAUACUUCAAAACAGGAAGUAGCUCACCAUGAUCCUGACCCCCCCUUUUCAAAAUUAAUAAUGACUGAAUUUAUCCAAAACAUUGUUUACCAAAACAUAGCAUAGUAAUGCAUUGUGCAAAUGUGUCCUUCUCCAAUAGAUGUUUAAUAUACAGCUGGAAUUUAUUUUCUAGUUAUAACUGAAUAAACACUCUAGGAACCAAAAAA
Molecule: messenger RNA, 2374 nt
Organism: Silurus meridionalis
Lineage: Eukaryota; Metazoa; Chordata; Actinopteri; Siluriformes; Siluridae
Gene: abhd8b
Product: abhydrolase domain containing 8b
Exons: 5
Coding region: 265-1743 (492 amino acids)
Molecular function (GO): catalytic activity
Source: RefSeq, a predicted model, not a curated record